Messenger RNA from Nannospalax galili (Upper Galilee mountains blind mole rat), 960 nucleotides. RefSeq names its product olfactory receptor 14J1-like. The transcript has a single exon. Lineage: Eukaryota; Metazoa; Chordata; Mammalia; Rodentia; Spalacidae. Gene Ontology annotation, cellular component: membrane. Gene Ontology annotation, molecular function: olfactory receptor activity; G protein-coupled receptor activity; odorant binding. The record is from RefSeq and is a predicted model, not a curated record. Gene Ontology annotation, biological process: G protein-coupled receptor signaling pathway. Bases 1 to 960 code for a protein of 319 amino acids.
AUGUUGGAGAUGAAUGGAACUACAGUGAGUGGCUUCCUCCUCCUGGGGUUCUCCAGCAACCGGGAACUGCAGAUAUUACAUGCUUUGCUCUUUUUGGUGAUGUACCUAUUGGGCUUGGCGGGUAACUUCAUCAUCAUCACCAUUACAACGCUGGACCCGCAGCUCCAAUCUCCAAUGUAUUACUUCCUCAAGCACCUAGCCCUUCUUGACCUCUCCUCCUUGUCUGUCACAGUCCCCCAGUCUAUUCACAAUUCCCUGAAUGGGAGUGGAUACAUUUCCUAUGCUCAGUGUGUGCUGCAGGUUUUCUUCCUCAUGUCCUUGGCCUGGGCUGAGGUGACCAUUCUCACAGUGAUGUCCUAUGACCGCUAUGUGGCCAUCUGCCUCCCACUGCACUAUGAGAUCAUCAUGAGUCCUAGAAUGUGCAGGUGGGCUGUUGCAGCUGUGUGGAUAAGUGGAGGCAUCCCAGGGACCUUGUACACAGCAACCACAUUCUCUAUCAGAUUCUGCAAAGCUAAAAUAAUCCACCAGUUCUUUUGUGAUAUUCCCCAGUUGCUCAAGCUCUCUUGUUCUGGUGAUUACCUUGGAGUGAUUGGAGUGGUUGCCUUCAUUGCUACUGUGGCAUUUGCCUGCUUCAUUGCCAUCACCUUUUCCUAUGUCCAGAUAUUCUCCACAAUCCUCAGAAUGCCCUCUGCUGAAGGUCGGUCUAAGGUCUUCUCCACCUGCCUGCCCCACCUGUGUGUGGUCUCUUUUUUUCUUUCCAUGGGAGCCUUUGCAUAUCUAAAGCCAACCUCAGACUCUCCAACUAUCUUUGACCUCAUGCUUUCUUUGUUUUACACAGUACUUCCUCCUUUACUCAACCCUGUUAUCUAUAGCCUGAGGAAUGAGACCAUGAAAGGGGCUGUAAGGAAGUUACUGCCAGGUGAAGAAUUCACCAGGAAAAACUCAUGCUUGUUCUGUUAG